Molecule: messenger RNA, 210 nt
Organism: Volvox carteri f. nagariensis
Lineage: Eukaryota; Viridiplantae; Chlorophyta; Chlorophyceae; Chlamydomonadales; Volvocaceae
Gene: myb8
Product: transcription factor Myb8
Exons: 3
Biological process (GO): regulation of DNA-templated transcription
Cellular component (GO): nucleus
Molecular function (GO): RNA polymerase II cis-regulatory region sequence-specific DNA binding; DNA-binding transcription factor activity, RNA polymerase II-specific
Source: RefSeq, a predicted model, not a curated record
GGCCGUACCGGCAAGCAGUGCCGGGAGCGUUGGGCUCAUCACCUGCGUCCGUACAUUCGUACGGGGGACUGGACGGAGGAGGAGGACCGGAUCAUCAUCGCGGCGCAUAAGAGCCUAGGAAACAAGUGGCGCCAGAUCGCGAUGCUGCUGACGGGGCGUACGGAAACGGCUGUCAAGAACCAUUGGAAUAGUACCGUACGGCAGAAGCUG